AUUUUGUAGAGGUAUAUAAACUAAAUUACAUAUAUCUCUCCCAAUGGCGCCUCCGUCAUUCAAGAAGCGCAAGGUCGAGGAUGGCAUGAACGGCAGAACCUCGAGGCCGAAAAAGAAGUUCAAGAAGCAGCGGGUAUACCACAGCAGCUCAGAGGAUGAAAACGACUCAGACCACAACGAUGAAGUGUUCACCGCAGUCAAUCUGCAAGACUCCGACAGCGAGAAAGAGGAGCAAUUAAGUAAAGAGGUCCAAAAACAAAAACUGCCGGCAGACUCGGAUGACGAAGAGGAAAUUACUGCAGUCACUGCUACGAAAUCUCGCCCAGCAGCAGCCGACGAGGAUGAAGCCUCAGACUCAGGCUCAGACUCAGACUCCCACGGUGCAUCUUCUGCGGCCUCGGCCUCCGGUUCCGACCUAGACUCAGACGAUUCCAUGUCCGGUCCAGACGCCUCAACUAACACCCGCCGCAAGAAGCUUUCCAAACGCAACGACCCCACCGCCUUCUCGACCUCCAUCUCCAAAAUCCUCUCAACAAAACUACCCACCGCAGCCCGCGCAGACCCUUUACUCUCACGAAGCAGAUCUACGGCGGAAACUACGUCCGAGCUCGCCAAUGAGAAGCUCGAGAGCCGCGCGCGUGCGAAGCUACGGGCUGAGAAACGCGAGGAGCUGGAGCGUGGGCGGAUACGAGACGUCCUUGGUGUGGAUAGGGGAGAGGCCGGCGACACUGCAGAGCAGGAGAAGCGGUUGCGGAAGAUUGCGCAGCGGGGUGUGGUUAAGCUGUUCAAUGCCGUGAGAGCGGCACAGGUGCGCGGAGAGGAGCUGGCGAGGGAGGAGAGGAGGAAGAGGGGUAUGGUUGGGAUGGCGGAGCGAGAGAAGGCGGUCAAUGAGGUUAGCAAGCAGGGGUUUUUGGAUUUGAUUAAUGGGAAGGGCGGGAAGAGCUUGAAUAUUGAAGAGGCAUGAGAUAUGGUUGUCUUUUUCUUUUUUCUUUUUUGUUCCGCUGUUGUUUCCCGGCUACGCUUAUGUAUGCAUUUUUCUAUUUUGACUGUGCGGAUAUUAAAAUGGGCGUUCUUUGGAAUAUAUUUUUGUAGAUUUUAAUGCAUUCACUCUGGAGAAAUGUUUUGUUGUGUGCUUGUCUAUUGGGGGAAUAUAUAAUACAAAUGUCGCAAAUGCGACUAUACACACCGGGCGAAGAUCGAUCAAUAUACAAAAAGCAAAGUAAAGAAAUUCCACCAUGACCUACUUGGGUCCUGCUCAGCGGAGAUGGUUUGCCACGGGCGCCAUAAUAGCACUAUUUAAUCAACAAUUGGAAAAGUGAACGUCCCCCCAAGGAUUCAGUAGAAAUACAUACAUAUGUAUGUAUGUAUGAACGCUGUUCCCAGGCGAAAUUCGCAUAAAC
Blastomyces gilchristii SLH14081 is the source of this 1400-nucleotide messenger RNA. Its product is annotated as rRNA processing protein RRP15. Gene Ontology annotation, cellular component: preribosome, large subunit precursor. The transcript has a single exon. NCBI's taxonomy places the organism in Eukaryota, Fungi, Ascomycota, Eurotiomycetes, Onygenales, Ajellomycetaceae. The record is from RefSeq and is a predicted model, not a curated record. Gene Ontology annotation, biological process: maturation of 5.8S rRNA; maturation of LSU-rRNA. Bases 44 to 964 code for a protein of 306 amino acids.